Molecule: messenger RNA, 3822 nt
Organism: Elephantulus edwardii (Cape elephant shrew)
Lineage: Eukaryota; Metazoa; Chordata; Mammalia; Macroscelidea; Macroscelididae
Gene: NOMO1
Product: NODAL modulator 1
Exons: 31
Coding region: 108-3767 (1219 amino acids)
Cellular component (GO): endoplasmic reticulum membrane
Molecular function (GO): carbohydrate binding
Source: RefSeq, a predicted model, not a curated record
CCCUGUGCUGUCAGCGGCCUGGAGAGGAAGGGACCCGCGGCGGCGGCGUGCGCUGUGAGGGGCGGGACCGGGCGGGCUGCGGAGGGUCGGGCGGCCGAGGCCGGGCCAUGCGUGCAGCCGGGAGCGUGGGGCCGCCGGGGCCCGCGGCGAUCGCCGUGGUGCUGUUGCUGAGUAGCCUGGCGCCGGCGCGCGGCUCCGAGGACAUCGUGGUGGGCUGCGGGGGCUUCGUCAAGUCGGACGUGGAGAUCAACUACUCGCUCAUCGAGAUAAAGUUGUACACCAAGCAUGGGACUUUGAAAUACCAGACUGACUGUGCCCCAAACAAUGGCUAUUUUAUGAUCCCUUUGUAUGAUAAGGGGGAUUUCAUUCUGAAGAUUGAACCUCCCCUGGGGUGGAGUUUUGAGCCCACCAACGUGGAACUCUACGUGGACGGCGUCAGUGAUAUCUGCACGAAGGGUGGGGACAUCAACUUUGUGUUCACUGGGUUCUCUGUCAACGGCAAGGUUCUCAGUAAAGGGCAGUCCCUGGGGCCGGCAGGAGUCCAGGUUUCUCUCAGGAAUACAGGGACUGAAGCGAAGAUCCAGUCAACAGUUACACAGCCGGGUGGCAAGUUUGCAUUUUUUAAAGUUCUUCCGGGAGAUUACGAAAUCUUUGCAACUCAUCCAACCUGGGCAUUGAAAGAGGCCAGCACCACUGUGCGUGUCACUAAUUCCAAUGCCAAUGUGGCCAGUCCCCUGAUAGUGGCAGGCUACAAUGUGUCUGGCUCUGUCCGAAGUGAUGGGGAGCCUAUGAAAGGGGUGAAGUUUCUUCUCUUCUCUUCUUUCAUAACCAAAGAGGAUGUCUUGGGCUGCAAUGUCUCCCCUGUGCCUGGCUUCCAGCCCCAGGACGAGUCUCUGGUCUACCUGUGCUAUGUGGUCUCUAAAGAAGACGGCUCCUUCUCCUUCUAUUCCCUGCCGAGUGGGGGCUACACUGUGGUCCCCUUCUACAGAGGCGAGAGGAUCACCUUUGACGUUGCUCCUUCCAGACUCGAUUUUGUGGUGGAACAUGACAGCCUGAAAAUUGAGCCAGUAUUUCACGUCAUGGGCUUCUCUGUCACUGGCCGGGUCUUGAAUGGGCCUGAGGGAGAAGGAGUCCCGGAGGCAGAAGUCACGCUGAAUAAUCAGAUCAGAGUUAAAACAAAAGCUGACGGCUCGUUCCGCCUGGAGAACAUCACCACAGGGACGUACACCAUCCACGCGCAGAAGGAGCAUCUCUACUUUGAAACGAUUACAAUCAAAAUCGCACCCAACACACCUCAGCUGGCUGACAUCAUCGCAACAGGGUUCAGUGUCUGCGGUCAGAUAUCAAUCACACGCGUCCCUGACACCAUCAAGCAGAUGAGUAAAUACAAAGUUGUCCUGUCGUCUCAAGACAAGGACAAAUCUUUGGUCACCGUGGAGACGGAUGCUCAUGGAUCGUUCUGCUUUAAAGCAAAACCAGGGGCCUACAAUGUCCAGGUGGUGGUUCCAGACCUGGAGACCAGAGCGGGGCUGACCCUGAAGCCUCAGACCUUCCCUCUCAAGGUGACGGACAGGCCUGUGAUGGACGUGACGUUCGUACAGUUUUUGGCGUCUGUGUCUGGGAAAGUCUCUUGUUUGGAUACCUGCGGUGACCUGCUGGUGACCCUGCAGUCCCUGAGCCGCCAGGGUGAGAAGCGGAGCCUCCAGCUCUCUGGCAAGGUCAACUCGAUGACUUUCACAUUUGACAGCGUGCUCCCCGGAAAAUACAAAAUCACCAUCAUGCAUGAGGAUUGGUGCUGGAAGAACAAGAGCCUGGAGGUGGAGGUUCUGGAAGAGGACGUGGCUGCGAUCGAGUUCAGGCAGACGGGCUACAUGCUGAGAUGCUCCCUGUCUCAUGCCAUCACCCUGGAAUUUUAUCAGGAUGGAAAUGGACCCGAGAACGUGGGGAUUUAUAACCUCUCCAAAGGAGUCAACCGCUUCUGCCUGUCCAAGCCCGGUGUGUACAAAGUGACCCCUCGCUCUUGUCACCGCUUUGAACAAGCUUUCUACACCUAUGACACGUCUUCACCGAGUAUCUUGACGUUAACAGCCAUUCGCCACCACGUACUUGGGACCAUUACCACUGACAAAAUGAUGGAUGUCACUGUGACUAUCAAGUCUUCCAUUGACAGUGAGCCCGCCCUGGUGUUGGGCCCCCUGAAGUCUGUGCAGGAGCUGCGGAGGGAGCAGCAGCUGGCCGAGAUUGAGACGCGCAGGCAGGAGAGAGAGAAGAACAGCGUGGAAGGCGAAGAGGGAAAGACCAAGCCCCCAGUGCAGGAGAUGGUGGAUGAGUUACAAGGGCCCUUCUCAUACGACUUCUCUUACUGGGCACGGUCCGGAGAGAAAAUCACCGUUACACCCUCGUCUAAAGAGCUUCUCUUCUCUCCCCCUUCGAUGGAGGCCGUCGUCAGCGGAGAGAGCUGUCCAGGGAAGCUGAUUGAGAUCCACGGGAAGGCAGGUUUGUUUCUAGAAGGCCAGAUCCACCCGGAGUUGGAAGGAGUUGAGAUUGUCAUUAGUGAAAAGGACGCGAGCUCGCCACUGAUCACCGUCUUCACUGAUGACAAGGGGGCUUAUAGUGUCGGACCUUUGCACAGCGACCUGGAAUAUACUGUGACCUCACAGAAGGAGGGCUAUGUGCUGACUGCUGUGGAAGGAACUGUCGGAGACUUUAAGGCUUACGCCUUAGCAGGCAUAAGCUUUGAGAUAAAAGCAGAAGAUGACCAGCCCCUCCCUGGGGUCCUCCUGUCCCUCAGUGGUGGCGUGUUUCGUUCCAACCUCCUGACUCAGGACAAUGGCAUUCUGACCUUCUCAAACCUGAGCCCUGGGCAGUAUUACUUUAAGCCUAUGAUGAAGGAGUUCCGCUUUGAGCCGUCCUCCCAGAUGAUCGAGGUGCAGGAGGGACAGAACCUGCGUAUCACCAUCACUGGGUACCGCACGGCCUACAGUUGCUACGGCACAGUGUCUUCUUUAAAUGGAGAACCAGAACAGGGCGUGGCCGUGGAAGCUGUGGGACAGAACGACUGUAGUAUUUACGGAGAAGACACCGUGACAGACGAAGAGGGGAAGUUUAGGUUACGUGGCUUGCUGCCGGGGUGUGUAUACCACGUUCAGCUCAAGGCAGAAGGGAAUGAUCACAUUGAGCGGGCCCUCCCCCACCAUCGGGCCAUUGAGGUCGGGAACAAUGACAUCGAUGAUAUAAACAUCAUAGUUUUCCGGCAGAUUAAUCAAUUUGAUUUAAGUGGCAAUGUGAUCACUUCCUCUGAGUAUCUUCCAACCUUGUGGGUAAAGCUUUACAAAAGCGAGAACCUCGACAAUCCAAUCCAGACAGUGUCUCUCGGCCAGUCCCUCUUCUUCCACUUCCCGCCCCUGCUCAGGGACAGCGAGAACUAUGUUGUUGUGUUGGACUCCACGCUCCCCAGGUCCCAGUACGACUAUGUCUUGCCUCAAGUCUCUUUCACUGCUGUUGGCUACCAUAAACACAUCACUUUGAUUUUUAAUCCCACGAGAAAAUUGCCUGAGCAAGACAUUGCCCAAGGAUCCUACAUUGCUCUGCCUCUGACGCUGCUCGUUCUGCUGGCUGGUUACAACCAUGAUAAGCUCAUCCCUUUGCUGCUGCAGUUGACGAGCCGACUGCAGGGAGUCCGUGCCCUCGGCCAGACCGCCUCUGACAGCAACGGCCCCGAAGAUGUGAAAAGACAAACCAAGAAACAGAAGACGCGGCGGACGUGAGGGCGGCGGGGCGGCUGAGAGUGCGCUGGGGACGGGCCGCCGCCUGGGCACCGGC